Messenger RNA from Stegodyphus dumicola, 1223 nucleotides. RefSeq names its product anoctamin-4-like. The record is from RefSeq and is a predicted model, not a curated record. Gene Ontology annotation, biological process: chloride transmembrane transport. Gene Ontology annotation, cellular component: plasma membrane. Gene Ontology annotation, molecular function: protein dimerization activity; chloride channel activity. NCBI's taxonomy places the organism in Eukaryota, Metazoa, Arthropoda, Arachnida, Araneae, Eresidae.
UUUUUUUUUUUUUUUUUUUUUUUUUUUUGCUUGUACAGUAGAAGAAAUAGUAUGUCAUAUUUAAUUAACUUAACAUGAAUUAUCCAUUAAUUAAUCUAUCAUGUUUGUCCUGUGCGAUUUCUUUCAGUUGCAUUUGUGGUAGGAAAGUAUUUGUGUACGUUAUGAAAUUAGAAACCAGACGCUUGCUAAUGCUGCCACAAGAGAGAGAGCAAGUCAGUUUCUUUUCCCAGAAUACAAAAAAGGGUCUGUUCUUCCUCUUUUGGUUAAUUUGCUCCCUUUUUUUUACAGCUUUGAUAAUUUAUGGGGUGAGUGCUAGAUGUUGGAAAACGAAACGCAAGCAUAGCCCAAAGCUUAAACGAGGGCAGGAACCACGUGACUUCAUCAUGGCGGAGCCUCGUCGCUAUGGUGAUGGAAGAUCGAUGAAUGGAGAGCGUAGUGCCAAGAAUCUCUUGGCCCUAAAAAUUACUCGCAUCCCAUCUUGCAACAGACGAAACAUCAAGAACUGCUGUGUGACAAUUGACGAGUUUGAAGGCCGAACAUAUCUUUGCAUAUGACAAAUGUGAAGUCUGCAAACAUAUGUUUCCGGACCAGAAAAUUCUGCAAUCGUUGUUUCCGAAACGCCCGGAAACUAUAACAGUGCAACAACUCUGAGGAAGAGGUUUGAAAUUUAUGCCGGAACAGUUAUGGCAGAUGUCGUAAUAAAUAAUUUUAUAUGAGUAAAUAUUUUCUGAAGGAAUGAGAGUAAACUCAAGGCUCUAGUCAUGUCCAAGCCUACAGUGACGUGAAGUUGCAUCAUGUUAGAAGACAUCCAUUACGUGCUUGUAUUCGAGGAUCCAGAGUAUGAUGGCGGUGACAUUGAAGGACCAGUCACAGGGAAAAUGGAAAUUCUGCGGAGGCGGUAUAUCACCGCAAUGCGUAAGGAGACGCUGGCCGUCCAGGAAGAAAGAGUGGGAAAGUACAUAUUCGUCAAGAUUUUUUGCCCCUUGGAGAGACUAUAUCAAGAAGCAGAGGCGAUUAGGAUAGAAAUGCCUUUAUUAGGGUUGGUUUUGGACAACGCAGGAGAAGAAGAAGAAGCCAUGAUAGAAAAGAAGAUGAAAAAACUUUUUGAUACCGAAAUUGAUAACAGAUUGUCUGCCCCGUUUCAAAGAGACUGCAUAGAUCUUUUUACUGACCCAGAGAACCCUGACAUUCCAAUUUUGUGGUCUUCUCUAAAAUGCUUACUG